AUGAACAUUCAGAUAUUUGAAAGAUAUCUGUAUGUGGCACACUACGGAUCACUUCGUUGUGCACUCAGCGAGAAUGGAACGAAUGAGAUGAAUGUAAUAAUAACGCAGUUGAGCAUUAGUCUUCUACGUUAUUCUGAUCUGGUUGCUGCAGAUAAAGUCUUUUAUGAGGCUGGAAUCGCAUGUCAGAAGGAAGGUGGCAGCCGCAUUGGUUUAGCAUUUGUCCUACUGAACCACUGCCUCGACUUGAACGAUGCAAUCGAAGAACAGGAUGCAUCGAUUGUCGAUUCAUCCAUCUUCAGUAACACUGAUAUACCACAAGAAGUUCCUCUACCCGAAACUCCAUUCUUAUCGAAGGAAGAACACGAAGAGAUGAAAGAAUGGGUGUUGGCAAUUUCGGUUGAACAAAAUAUGGAACGACGAUUACCAUUAGAUUCGAAUGGCAGUUUCGAGGGAAGUCUACUGAAAUCGAAUGGUAUCACGUAUAAGCCGUGCAUCAUAACAGGUUAUGCAGUUUGCGGCGAUGCGAAAGAAUUCGGUUCAUCGGGUAGAGUUGCGAAUCGAGAUGAGUGGAAUAAAUUCAUUAUGGCACAAAAAACAAAACCGACCGAAAAUAUGAGCGAUGUACAAAAAUUUAUUGCAAAAUGGACGAAAACACCGAUUUCUUUAUCUCUUUAG
This is a messenger RNA of Anisakis simplex (herring worm), 675 nucleotides long. NCBI's taxonomy places the organism in Eukaryota, Metazoa, Nematoda, Chromadorea, Rhabditida, Anisakidae. The record is from the annotation of a GenBank genome assembly.